Molecule: messenger RNA, 3694 nt
Organism: Vanessa tameamea
Lineage: Eukaryota; Metazoa; Arthropoda; Insecta; Lepidoptera; Nymphalidae
Product: neuroligin-1-like
Exons: 21
Coding region: 233-3034 (933 amino acids)
Biological process (GO): chemical synaptic transmission; postsynaptic membrane assembly; presynaptic membrane assembly
Cellular component (GO): synapse; cell surface; postsynaptic membrane
Molecular function (GO): neurexin family protein binding; signaling receptor activity
Source: RefSeq, a predicted model, not a curated record
GCUUGUGUUGAGAUGCAUAUAUUCUGAACCCGAAGCUAGCGGUUGAAUCUCCGAAACGAGCCGUGUUUUCUGCUCUCGCAUUUAUUUUCCCGAACAUCGGGCAGUGUUUUGAAACAAGUGUGUGCAGUGUACUCGAGCUAUGGUGAAUUUUCGUGUUAGUGUCGAGUGAAUUAUAAAUCGGGGCUACCUCGGAGAGCCGGCACCGCUAGAGCCAAUCGUCGCGUGAUGGCGCAUGGAGUGCGCGCGGACGGCGUGGUGCGCGACGCUGGCGCUAGCCGUGCUGGCGGCGGCGGGCCCGCGCUACAGCUCGCGCAUCGUACACACGCAUGCUGGAGCAAUCAGAGGCAUCAUAGUGGAACCUGCAUCACGUCGCUUGGAACCAGUGGAAGUGUUCCGCGGUGUUCCGUACGGAGCACGGCCGGCUCGUCUGGGACCGCCUCCGCCACCGCCAUCCUGGCCAGGCACGCGCCUCGCCGACACCUUCGCGCCUGUUUGUCCACAACGCUACCCCGACAUAUCGAACAAGAGUGCAGCAUUACUAAAGAUGCCACUAGGACUUUACAACGAACUCAAAGUGACGAUUCCGUUGCUUGCCAACCAGAGCGAAGAUUGCCUCUAUCUCAAUAUUUACGUUCCCGGUAGCGGUGCGCGAGGCGUAGAAGCGCCUUACGCAGUGGUGGUGUGGCUGGGCGCGGCGCACGAGUGGGGCUCGGGCAACGCGCUCGACGGCGCCGUGCUCGCUGCGCGUGCGCACUUGCUCGUCGUCACACUUAACUAUAGAAUAGGAUUAUUAGGUUAUUUAACAACAGGCGCUUCGGAUGAAGUGUCGAUGUCUGGCGGCGCUGCUCCCUUAGACGUCGCAGCAGCCCUAACAUGGGUCAGGCGGAACAUCGCGGCUUUUGGUGGCGACCCACGAAGACUGACGCUUGCCGGACACUCCGCCGGUGCAGCGCUGGCUAAUGUCAUGCUGAUGCUGCCUUUAAGUAAAGGCUUAAUAUCCCGCGUGCUACUGCUGAGUGGCUCAGCAUUAAGUCCGUCGGUACUGGCGCCUGAGCCGGCAUUAGCCCGCGAACAUACUGCGCAAGCGCUGCGGUGUGCUCGAGAUUCGAAUAGCGGGGAACAUUGGUUAGCUGCGUGUAUCCGCUCUCGUCCCCUGGCAGUACUUCUAGCGGUUGAAGCGCCUCGUGCCAGGUUUCUAGCCGGCUGGGCUCCAUCAGUACCCACCAGGGACUCCCAGACUCAAGCUCCGACUAAAGCAUUACACGCAAGUGAAAUAUUUCUGGACUGCGCACUAGCUGUGGUCGUGACGACUACUGAAAGCUACCAGUAUUUCAGUGAGGACGACGUUCGACAUGGCUUUGAAGAAGAACACAGGAGUCGUAUACUGCGCACGUACGUACGUAACGUGUACCGCUACCACCGCAACGAGAUCUUCGCCGCCAUACGCAACGAGUACACGGACUGGGAGAAACCGAUCCAGCACCCGAUCAACAUCCGCGACGCCACGCUGGAGUCGCUGAGCGACGCGGCCGUGGCGGCGCCGGCGCUGCGGCUGGCGCAGCUGCACGCCAAGCGCGGCGCCAAGACGUACUUCGCCCAUUUCGCGCACCAAAGCAAGGAUUCAGAUUAUCCUCAGCGCUUAGGCAGCGUCACGAGCGAAACUCUGCCAUACUUCCUCGGCUUACCCCUUGUGGGUGGGAUGCCAUUUUCUCCAAGGAACUAUUCGAGGGGUGAUGUAGCUGUGGCUGAAACCACAGUCGCGCUGCUAGCCGGGUUCGCAAAGACUGGGGAUCCAACGCCAAAGACUGAUGAUCAAAGAAAUGACGUUCCCAGCUGGCCUCAAUACGAACUUAAUACGCAACAAUAUUUAAGUAUCGGAACAAAAUUGCGCGUAAAGAGCCACUAUCGCGGACACAAAAUGGCGUUAUGGCUGCACUUGAUACCGCAGCUUCAUCGACCCGGAGCCGCGCCGAGACACCAUCAGUUCCGCUCCGUACAUCCUGACAUGUUCGCAGGAGAAAUAUUCCCAGAGAUGUAUACGACUCCAGCGCUAGAGGAAGAAGAAACUCCAGAGGAACAGGAACCUGAAGUGGAAGAGUGUGAGCCGUCGCCCUCUGCUCGACCAGCCUUAGCUGCACUCCCAGCUUCACAACCGUCUCCAAAAGAAGAUUCACUGACUACUCUCGAUAGUCAAUAUUACAGUUACACAGUAGCGCUUGGUGUAACGGUCGGCGCUGGAUGCUUCCUAUUGGCACUGAAUCUUCUGGUGUUUGCCGGUAUCUAUCUGCAGCGUGGAAAGAGACGCAACAACCGUCGACCGAGAAGAGAAGGCAGCUGUAGCAGUCGCACGGGGGCGGCUUCGAUGAGCAGCGAUCCCAUCACCAUCACCUCGCCGAGGAAGAGCACGCUAAAGCGCAGCAGCGAGGCAGAACUAAAGGAGAGACCGAGCAGCGCGCCCCCAAAGGCGGACUUGUCCUGCCGCAACACGAAGCAGCAGGUGGGCGCGCUGUUUACGCGCAGCAACUUCGUCACGCUCAAGUACGUGACCGACAACUGGGGCACCGACGCCAACGGCUUCAAGCUCGUCAUCACUGCCGUUAAGGACCCCAAACAUGGCUGCAAGGAGUUCAGGUGCAAGCAACGCGAGUUCUGCGUCAGCGCGGACUUGACGUGCGACGGCGUGGACCACUGCGCGGACGGGUCCGACGAGGACACCGCCGCGCUUUGUCCCGAGAGCGGUGGCGGCGCGCGUAGCGGUGCGUGGGCGGCGGUAGCGGCGGGCGGUGCAGCGUUGUUGGCGCUGGCGGCACUGCUGGCCCUCUGCUGCUUCUGCCGCCGACGCGCGCCAGCACCACUCACACACUUACAUUUACAACAAAUGGCCAGCAGCAACGGUGCGGGCGGCGGCAAAGGCGCGAGUGGCGCCACCGCCUCGCCCGCCACGAGGCUGCCGGGAAACUGGGCGCACCCUGCGGGCCCGCGCGGGUACAGGGCGGCGCGCCCGGGCCGCCUGCGGGCGCGGGCGCAGCGCUGAGCGGCGCCCCGCACAAAGACGAGUGGUUCGUCUGAGGCGGCCCGGUCGGGCCCGCAGGGCGGGGGCGCCGUACCGGCCCCCUACCGCUCCCAAAUUCCGCUCUCCGACCGCCAGAACUUACCUGAACUACGACCAGUGAUAGUAGGUGAGCGUGCGUGCGUCGGUCUGCGGAAAGGAACCUUCACAUAUCCGUUGAAAAUAAUAAUUAUAUUAAGUGUUCGUCGACCGGUUCUGCCGCGAGUGUUCCUUUGACUGUCGUAUUAGUUGUGACGUAUGCGAGUGGGAGUCGCGUUUCUGAUAUAAUAUAUUUUUUUGACUUGUGGUCGAACCGCGUAGAGAAAGUCGCUCUCGUAAUGGUUAAUCGAGACGCGAGUGAGUCGGAAGAUCUUCCUUGGUCGCGUCGUGACCGGGCGAAGUCUGAUGCUCACUGAGUGUCGCCGCGCGAGUUACUCGCACAAUUCGUUUGCGCGCGUGACUCGCUCCUCACGCCUCACCAUCGAUCGCGUAAGUUACUCACGCGUUUGACUGCCUCGGGUACAUAACGAUUGUAUCUCGCUGGACACAACCGUGAGUUUAACUCAAAGACCUAUUACAUCAAAUAACCUUUUCAGUGUACAAUAUUUAGACCGUCUUAAAGGCAGUUCGUGUUAUGGAGUGCGG